Messenger RNA from Malus domestica (apple), 588 nucleotides. RefSeq lists its product as uncharacterized. Gene Ontology annotation, molecular function: nucleic acid binding. NCBI's taxonomy places the organism in Eukaryota, Viridiplantae, Streptophyta, Magnoliopsida, Rosales, Rosaceae. The record is from RefSeq and is a predicted model, not a curated record.
AUGAACUUCAUCAGGCAAGUUCAUCCAGCUUCUAGCAAGGGACACACAUUCAUAAUUGUGGCAACGAAUUACUUUACCAAGUGGGUAGAAGCUUUAGCAGUAAAAACCAUAACCUCAGCUACUGUUAAAAAAUUCAUUGAAACUAAGAUCUUACACAGAUUUGGAAUGAUCGAGACAAUUGUCACAGACCGCGAGCCAUCUUUUAUUUCAAAAGAGGUAAAAGCGUUCGCAAAUAGUUCAAAGAAGUGGCACGAGAAGUUGGGAGAUACAUUGUGGGCCUGUAGAACUUCCAAAAGGGCAGGAACUGGGACUACACCUUACGCUCUGACUUUUGAGCAAGAUGUUGUGAUUCCCAUGGAAAUCAAUAUACCGAGGCUGAGGCCUAUUACUGAUCUCAUGGUUGAACCCGUCAUUCGAAUCAAUGAUAAGCUGAUGGAUACUUUGACGCUUGAGAAGAAGAGAGCUCGAGCUGAUGAUGGUCCUCCCAGAAACUUUGAUAUUGAUCCUAAAGCAUACACUUAUGAUGAUGAAGUGACCAAUGCAGAAGCUAGGAUUAGCCUUAAGCAUGUCACUUUUUGUGGCUACUGA